AUGGGAGAUUCAGUACCUCUAAAACUAGCACUGCCAGAGCUGAAGUAUCCUAUUGGUUCACAGCCAAGGGAAAAGUCAGCAAUCAACCAAUACUCCGGCUCAGAGUAUAUCUCUAUUGUCAAAAGCAUCCUAAAACCAGAUGAGAUGAUGAGAGUCCGGGGAUCAUUUCUGGGACCUAUAAUAAAGCUCAGUGAGAGAGGAUUGAAGUUAUCAGGAAAGAUAGUCUACGCCAUUCUCACUAGAAGCAUCGUUUCUGUCAAGGAGAAUGAAGCCUGGUUCCAUUUCGCUGCGCAGCCAAUGAGGUUCUCUAUAAGAGAAUUUCAUAUGAUGACAGGCUUGAAAUGUAGUGGUGCAUUAGAAGGACCACGAAGGGAACCCGAGAGGUUUAAUUGGGAAUUGCUAAAGGGGCGUAGUCAUAAGUUAAGUGACGUGGUGGACCAGCUCAGAAACACAAGAGAAGAUGCUUCUGAGGAGAGAGUAUGCCUCGCAAUGCUCAUCCUGGUAGAGAGCAUAUUAUUGCGGAAGAGCAAAGGAGGGAGUUUUCCUUUGGAAUAUGCGAAAAAUGCACAGGAUAUGACAUAUCCAUGGGGAAAAGAGGCUUACAUGGUGCUCCUGAAGUCAAUUCAAAACGCUGUGGCGAAUCAUUUGGAGAAUAAAUCCAAAUUUGAGUUGCAAGGUUAUCCUCUAGUAUUCCUUCUUUGGAUACUAGAGUCGAUUCCUUUGCUAAGGAAUAAGUUCAGUAAGUGUGUACCAACAGUUGAGGUUCCUGGGCCGACUUACUUGUGUGAAAAAUACACUGAGAUAGAGAAUCCAUCACUUGAUAGGGUUUUACAGGUUGAAACUGAUACAAAGCUGAAGGUCCAUUGCAUACUACCUUCUAUUCCUCAUGAUCCAGAAGAUGAUAUCUCCAUUGAAGACAAAUAUAGUGACGAGUUGGAAACAGUGAAAGAUGUAACAAAGAAAGGGUACAAGAUUACAGCCGAUGACUGGGAAAAUAGGUGUGUAGACACAUUUGACACAUUGGAUGCUCUUAUUCAAAUGAUGGCAAAUAAGGAGACUGGCCAAGCCUCUACUCCGAUUGAUGAGGAUUCAGUAAAUGAAAAAGUGAACAGGAUCAUCACGGUAAUGGAGGAGAAUCUGAAGAGCAUGAAGGAUCGAAUGUCAUUACUGGAAGAAGAAAACAUACAUCUUAGAGCUCGUGUGUCAGAGUUGGAAGGAAACAGCAAUGUUUCUCCCACUAACGUGACACAAAAGGUAAAUUCUCAAAACAUCUUCUUUUACAUUUGCAUUUUCAAGUAUUUUUUGGAAGAUCUUGUACAUAUUCUUGAAUGCCUUCCUAAUAUUUGA
Brassica napus (rape) is the source of this 1347-nucleotide messenger RNA. RefSeq lists its product as uncharacterized. The transcript is spliced from 2 exons. The record is from RefSeq and is a predicted model, not a curated record. Bases 1 to 1347 code for a protein of 448 amino acids. Lineage: Eukaryota; Viridiplantae; Streptophyta; Magnoliopsida; Brassicales; Brassicaceae.